Messenger RNA from Penicillium alfredii, 1620 nucleotides. RefSeq lists its product as uncharacterized. Bases 1 to 1620 code for a protein of 539 amino acids. The record is from RefSeq and is a predicted model, not a curated record. The transcript has a single exon. NCBI's taxonomy places the organism in Eukaryota, Fungi, Ascomycota, Eurotiomycetes, Eurotiales, Aspergillaceae.
AUGGAAGACCAUGGCGGACCACCAGGAACGGUUUCCCCCAGAAGAAUCACCCUGGAGGCCAGUAGAUCUCGGUCAGCCGUUGGCGGAUACCCGCGGUUCGUGACUGAGCUGGCCCGGGCCGAAGUGAAAAUGCUAACCGAGAUCCUGCACCUAGACAACACAGCCGACAUUCCACCACCGCAUGAGCAGCGCAUUCGAGAGCUGAUCCAGAAUCUGCCCAAGCGCCUGCGUCGUGAAUGGCCUUUCCCUCGGGCAUGGCCUCACCCCAAGUCCACCACACACCUGUGCGAGCUACACCGGCCGCUGAACCAGUUUAUCGUGGCCGAUCUGCUGUUGCUCAUCCAGGAAGAGAUCACCACUCAUUUUCGCAAAUUCGACGCCGCUCCGCACCUCAUCAGCCCUAUCGAGGCGGAUAUACUGGCCAGUUUGCGGGCUUUGAAAGGGUUGUGGACUAAACCCCAGAUGAAUCACCCGGUUGCUCCCAAUGCAUGGCCUUUCCAGAUCAAUGGAUGCGCGGCCUGUAUCCUGGCGCGCAUCACCGCUGACAAGAACGCUGUGCGCAACUUGCGGGUGAUGUUGCAGAGCCGGACUCGAACUAGCAGGAGACAUCACCCGCGCAGACUCAUGGCAUUCAUCGACGAAUUCAUCAAUUGCUUUGGCGUUGACGCCGAUGAACUAUACAGUACCGCUAGCCAGCUGGCAUACGGCAUGAAGGACGCCCGGAAGGCUUGCACCAAAGUUUGGUACGAAGACCCCAAGCAUGAGCGUAAAAGUCAUCGAAAACAUGACCACAGGGCUUCCAGGACAUCGGAUGCGAAUCAGCGUCAAGACCAGGCCUCAGACAACUCGCAUGCUCACAAAACAGAAGGCGCAUCUCGCCCCAAACUAACCGAGCUGUCGAAAGAAGGUAUCCGGGACAUGGUCGCCAAGAUCCGAGUGUAUCGACCAACAUCAACCGACGUACUUGAGCAUCCCCCGACACCGACGUCGGGACUUCGCCGGGAUCGCCGUCUCUCGAGCUCGAGCAGUCGUCACCGGAAAAACAGCUACACCUCGAGGUAUACGGAUGACGAUCGUUAUCGGAGAUCGAGAGCUCCGAGCCCCGAACUGAGAUGUUUCACUCCCCAAAGUAUCCCCGAGCGGCCUGCGAACCCGGAACCGCCCAACACUAUCCCAAGCCCAGACCUGAAGCCAUCCGGGCCCAGCCCCGAGAGUGCCCGAAAUAGCGCGACAAAAGCGGGCCUCAACGGCCAGAUUAAUGAUGUGAUGGCAAUGUACCAGAGGAUCGGGAAAGGAAGCCCAUAUUCAAGUGACACAUUUGUGAGGCAGCCCUCGUCUGUCCACCAACACCGGAUGACCCAAGACAGGAUCAGGGGGUAUCACCAGUUUGUCUCGUCACCUCUGUCGCCUGAGUUGCAGGAAUGCGAGGACCCAAGUCUGAAGGAAAUGGAGGCGGCGGAAAUCCUGUUGGAGUACGCACUCUCGAGCUCCGGAGAGUCGAACAGUGAAUGGACCGACGAGGAGUGUGAGGACUGGGCUUUCGAGGGACCAGUCCGCAAAGACCCGUCUCCUGCGGUGACCACCUGGAGUCUGGUCUGUGACCAUGGAAAUGUCAUUUGA